Molecule: messenger RNA, 1022 nt
Organism: Drosophila novamexicana
Lineage: Eukaryota; Metazoa; Arthropoda; Insecta; Diptera; Drosophilidae
Product: AN1-type zinc finger protein 2A
Exons: 3
Coding region: 135-917 (260 amino acids)
Biological process (GO): proteasome-mediated ubiquitin-dependent protein catabolic process; protein targeting to ER
Cellular component (GO): cytoplasm; endoplasmic reticulum
Molecular function (GO): zinc ion binding
Source: RefSeq, a predicted model, not a curated record
AUAGUGUGAAUUUGUUUAGUCAUUUCGUCUAGCGCUUUCUCGAAUUUUAAUCAAUUUUAGUUCUAUAAAAAACAGUCACAAGCCAUUUAACGCAUUUACUUGAGCACAAACAACGAAGGCGUUAGUACGCAACUAUGGAGUUUCCACACUUGGGCCAACACUGCAACGAAGCCACAUGCAACAGAUUAGAUUUCCUGCCUGUUAAAUGUGACUCAUGUGACAAGGUGUUCUGCGCCACACAUUACAACUACGAGCGUCACAAUUGUCCAGGUGCCCACAAGAAGAACUUUCAAGUGCCCAUAUGUCCGCUGUGCGGGGAGCCUGUGCCGACGGCUCCUGGCGUUGAACCAGAUUUAACGGUUGGCCAGCACAUCGACAAGCAAUGCAAAUCGGAUAGCAAAAAAAUCUACACAAAUCGCUGCCAUGCGAAGGGCUGUAAACGCAAAGAGCUGAUACCCGUCCUUUGCUCCCAGUGCAAAUUAAAUUUCUGUCUACGUCAUCGUCACACCAGCGACCACGACUGCAAGCCUGCGAGUGCAGCCGGAUCGUCUGCCCCGGUGGCGUCGGCGGGCACAUCUCAGGGCAUUUUUAAAAUAUUCACCGAUACACGGUCAAUGGCAGCGCAGGCAGCCGAGAAGCGACGCCAAAGCAAACCACAAGCAAAUCCCCCAGCAAGGAAUGUUCCACUAGCAGCUGCAGCCGCUGCUACACCCAUUCAAGUUCAAACUAUACAAGGAAAUAUGACUGAGGACGAGGCUUUGGCGCAUGCGCUAGCUUUAUCCAUCAUGGAGCAGGAUGAUGCAGCUAAUACAAAUCGGCGCGGCGCCACGUCCGCAGCCAAUACGCAACGCGCAGCGACUGUGGGUGGACGCGAUUCGCAGCAAACAAAUGGAAAGGAUAAAUGCUCACUUUCCUAGUUCUGACACCGUACGAAACAUAUCCAACACCUGACCAGCGGCCAAUGUGUGCUGCCCUUUUAUUAGAUCUUUAAUUAAACUAAUUGUCAUUUUGUUUGUAAUUUA